GUCCAGCGCCUGGAGGCGGUCGCCCCCCCGGCCAGCCAGGGCAGCCCGAUGCACCACGCGCUGCUGCGCCACAGGCCGGUGAGCAGCCCGUGCGGGCUGGUGAGCGUGGCGCUGCCGCAGCCCGCGGCGCUCACGGCACUGCAGCGCCGCUUGGACAGCUGCGACCCCGCGGAGGGCAUCUUCGACCCGGACUUGCUGGGCCGGCCAGAGGCCCGGGACGAGCUGCACGUGGAGUUGCGGGGGCCGGGGGGGGCGCACGGCCUGCGGCUCUGGCCGACCUUCCUGGCGCACCUCGUAACCCCGGCCGACCUGCUGCCGGCGGGCGACGCCGAUUCCGAGGACGAGCCUGGCGGCGGGGGCGGCUCCACUCAGGCAGCCGCCACACCCGGGCUGCACAGGGUCUUCGAGAGCGGAACGGCAACUGGACCGGCACGCUGUUGUGGGACGCCGCCGUGCACGCCACCGCGCACAUCCUCGGGAGCGCGGAGUGGUCGGCCGCCGUGCGGGGCAGCGCCUGCGUGCUGGAGCUCGGCGCCGGCCUGGGCCUACCGGCCCUGGCGUGCGCCGCCCUGGGCGCGAGGCGCGUGGCGGCGACGGACCGCGUGCCGCAGGUGCUCGCGCUGUUGGAGGAAAACGCGGCGCGGAAUUUCGAGUCCCACCCUGGCACGACCUUCUCGGACAUGCCUGACCUAAUGCUUACGCUCGACUGGUCCGCCGACGCCGCGCGCGAGCUCCCAGCGCGGCUCGGAGCGCCCGUCGUGGACACCGUGAUCGCGUGCGAUUGCAUCCUGCAGAGACUCUUCGGGGCCGCGGAGGCGCUGGCGGAGUUCCUCGAGGCGCUCGCAGCGGGCUGCCCCGAGCUGCGCUGCCUACUGGCCAGCGAGCUGCGGCCCGAGUGCGGCGUGGGGGCAUUCCUGCGCCGCGCCGGGCGGGCGUUCCAGGUGCGCAGGGUGGCCGUUGAUGGCUUCGUCCACCUGUUCGAGCUGCGACCGGCGGUCGCGCGCCACGGAGGGACCUCGAGAAGUCCGGAGACCGUAUGCUCCCCGACGCCUCCUCCGUGCGCGGCGCGCGGCUGA
Messenger RNA from Prorocentrum cordatum, 1076 nucleotides. The record is from the annotation of a GenBank genome assembly. Lineage: Eukaryota; Dinophyceae; Prorocentrales; Prorocentraceae.